Molecule: messenger RNA, 1377 nt
Organism: Metarhizium acridum CQMa 102
Lineage: Eukaryota; Fungi; Ascomycota; Sordariomycetes; Hypocreales; Clavicipitaceae
Cellular component (GO): endoplasmic reticulum
Molecular function (GO): oxidoreductase activity
Source: RefSeq, a predicted model, not a curated record
AUGGAGAUUGAAGCCGCAACAGUUGCAGAACACAACAAGCCGGGAGAUUGCUGGAUUAUUGUCCACGGAAAAGUGUACGACGUAACAAGAUAUUCGCAAGACCACCCUGGCGGCGCCGACGUUCUGGUAGAGGCAGCAGGCACAGAUGCCACCCACGAGUUUGACAAUGCCGGGCAUUCGGAAGAUGCCUGGGAUAUCAUGAAGCCAUGCCUAGUUGGAAACCUCCAAGGUCAUCAGGACAAAAAGAGAUUGAAGCCGAGGCCGAGGCCGAUGAUUAGCCAACCACCGAGUCCGGCGCAAACACCAUCCACCAAAAGCCAGUUGGCCAAGUUGGCCAAUCUAGGCCUUUUUUCACUGUCAAUCGCUGCUGUCUACUACCUGAGUAGACAUCAUCGGCCUCCUCUUCCUAAAUCACUCGUUUUAUGGUUGCGCAGCAAGCCCGAAAACCGGCGUGGCGUUGGCUUCAUAAAAGGCCUCUUCAUGGGUGGCAGCAUCUUUGCCGCCGGCACUGCGAUUCUCGCGCAGAGAUUUGCGAAGCUUAUUUGGGGCAACAAGUCGUUUACAAGCUACCCGGCUCAUAUGAAAGCCCCAGAGCGCAUCCGGGAAAACGCGCUUUUGCAACACGGCCUGCUGGAUCCUUCCAAAUACUGCCCCCUCCCUCUACAGUCCAAGACUUUGGUGGCUCCCAAUGUCUACAAGUUCACUUUCGCUCUUCCCACUGCCGAUGCCGUUGCCGGCCUGCCGAUUGGCCAGCACGUCGCAAUCAAGGCUGAUGUCGGAGGCGAGAGCGUUUCACGAUCCUACACGCCCGUGUCCAACAACUCGGAUCGCGGCGUGCUCGAGCUUGCCAUCAAAGUCUACCACGACGGCAAGUUGACAAGCGGCUUCCUGAGCAAGCUCAAAGCCGGCGAUAGGGUCCUCUUCAGAGGUCCCAACGGCGCCAUGCGGUAUCAGCGCGGUCUCUGUGAGAAGAUUGGCAUGGUGGCUGGGGGGACUGGCAUUACGCCCAUGUUCCAAAUCAUCCGUGCCGUCUGCGAAGACGACCGGGAUCUAACCCAGAUCAGUCUAAUAUACGCGAACCGAACGGAACAGGAUAUCCUCCUCCGCGAACAACUGGACAGUUUCGCACGACGAUACCCGGGGAACUUCAGGGUCUACUAUAUUCUGGAUCAAGCCCCUGCUGAUUGGGGCUAUGGAAAAGGUCGUGUCACAAAGGACUUGAUGCAGGAGAAGUUGCCGGCGCCUAGCAUCGAUACCAGGAUAAUGCUAUGCGGCCCCCCGGGCAUGGUCAAUGCCAGCAAAUCAUCGCUGGUAAAGUUGGGCUUUGAGCAGCCGGGGGCAAGGUCGAAAAUGACGGACCAAGUCUUUGUAUUUUGA